Molecule: messenger RNA, 1554 nt
Organism: Rhizopus microsporus ATCC 52813
Lineage: Eukaryota; Fungi; Mucoromycota; Mucoromycetes; Mucorales; Rhizopodaceae
Product: tyrosine aminotransferase
Exons: 6
Coding region: 153-1382 (409 amino acids)
Biological process (GO): aromatic amino acid metabolic process; biosynthetic process
Molecular function (GO): pyridoxal phosphate binding; L-tyrosine:2-oxoglutarate transaminase activity
Source: RefSeq, a predicted model, not a curated record
AUCAGAAUGAAAUAAGGUAUAAAUACAUACUUUCUACACUGCUAUUAGUCGGCUGCUUUCAUCGCGUUGAAACUCAGAAUGACUCAUUCUCUUAUAUAAAGGUCCAUGCAGUUGUUCUCACGCUCUAUCUCCCUUCCAUCUUCAAAGUUAAUAUGAGUUCUGAAAGAGCCUCUUGGAAUAUUAAAGCAUCAAGAACAGCUAACCAAGCCCAUAAUCCCAUUCGUGCUAUAGUCGAUAAACUUAAAGUAGAUCCCAAUGCCACCAAGCCUUUGAUUAGUCUUUCAAUUGGCGAUCCUACAAUCUUUGGCAAUUUCAAUGUUGAUCCCAGCAUCAAUGACGCUGUUAUAAAGCAAAUCAACAGUUAUCGCGCUAAUGGUUACCCACCUGCUGACGGCACCCUUGAUGCACGUACAGCAGUAGCCAAAGCACACACCCAUCCUAAUGCUCCUCUCACAGCAAGCGAUGUUAUCUUGGCCAAUGGAUGCUCAGGGGCUCUUGAAAUGUGUGUCAAUGUGCUUUGUAACGAAGGAACAAACAUUCUAUUGCCUCGUCCAGGGUUCUCACUUUAUGGUACACUGGCUGCUACACGCUUUGUUGAAGCCAAAUACUAUAACUUAAUCCCAGAGAAAAAUUGGGAAGCUGACCUAAAGCAUUUGGAAUCUUUAAUUGAUGAAAAAACAAGCGCUAUUUUAGUAAACAAUCCUUCCAAUCCUUGUGGCUCAGUCUACUCUCGCGAACAUCUUGAAGCUAUUCUCAAGGUGGCUGAAAAGCACCAUGUGCCCAUAAUUGCUGAUGAAAUAUAUUGUGAUCUUGUCUUCAAGGGCAAUACAUUCUAUCCUAUGGCCACCUUGACCUCUACUGUACCCAUCUUAUCCGUAGGCGGUCUUGCCAAAAAAUGGCUUGUUCCUGGCUGGAGAGUUGGUUGGAUCCUUAUUCAUGAUCGACAAGGUGUAUUUAGAGAGAUCCACGAGGGCCUUCACCAAUUGGCCCAAGUGAUUCUUGGUCCCAACUCACUUAUUCAAUCUGCUCUUCCUGAUAUUCUUGAAAAAACACCUGCUUCAUUCUAUGAAUCAACAAUACAGCAAAUCCAGGCCAAUGUUGAUCUAAGCAUGAAGAUCAUUGGCCGUAUAGAUGGUCUUAAACCCGUGACACCCCAAGGUGCUAUGUAUAUGAUGGUCGGUAUUGAAAUAGAAAAGUUUAAAGAUAUCGAAUCCGAUGUUGAUUUCAGCGCAAAAUUGCUUGCAGAAGAGAAUGUCGUUUGCUUACCAGGAGAGUGCUUUAAAUAUCCAAACUUUGUCCGUUUCGUCAUCACACCUACGAUCGAUAAACUAGAAGAAGCAUACAAGCGAAUUGAAGCAUUCUGUGAUAAACAUCGUAAAUAAAUAAGCUAUUAUUGUAUUAGGAGGUGCCUUUCUGUUGUCUUCUUUUUUUUUUCCAGGGAGAAUUAUAAGGUAUAAGGAGUAAUCAAAUGCACACACAAAAAGUCUUUUUUUUUCCGCAUAUCCCUUUUGUUUCUGCGUCGAUCUCCCUAUCCUCUCCUCUUCUCCCCUUUAG